Molecule: messenger RNA, 4994 nt
Organism: Xyrauchen texanus (razorback sucker)
Lineage: Eukaryota; Metazoa; Chordata; Actinopteri; Cypriniformes; Catostomidae
Gene: nktr
Product: natural killer cell triggering receptor
Exons: 17
Coding region: 119-4324 (1401 amino acids)
Biological process (GO): protein folding; protein peptidyl-prolyl isomerization
Cellular component (GO): nucleus
Molecular function (GO): peptidyl-prolyl cis-trans isomerase activity
Source: RefSeq, a predicted model, not a curated record
GGUGCCGUUUCUCGACGUGAACCCAAGCUGCAUACAGCGCUCAAGCGACAGAGACGGGUUGAAUUGUUUCAGUAAUUUUGUAAUUUUUACCACCAUUACAGGCUACACUGUUUACAAAAUGGGGGUGAAAGAUCGCCCUCAGUGCUAUUUUGAUGUGGAAAUCAACAGGGAACCAGUUGGACGAAUUGUCUUUCAACUGUUCUCCGAUAUUUGUCCCAAGACAAGCAGGAAUUUUCUUUGCCUGUGCACUGGUGAGAAAGGCAGUGGCAAAACUACAGGAAAAAAAUUGUGCUAUAAAGGCUCAACUUUCCAUAGAGUGGUAAAGAACUUCAUGAUCCAGGGGGGUGAUUUCACAGAGGGCAAUGGAAGAGGAGGAGAAUCUAUAUAUGGUGGCUUCUUUGAAGAUGAGAACUUUACUCUCAAACAUGACCGAGCCUUCCUCUUGUCGAUGGCCAACCGUGGCAAAGACACAAAUGGGUCCCAGUUCUUCAUAACUACAAAGACAGCACCUCAUCUAGAUGGUGUGCAUGUGGUCUUUGGGCUGGUCAUCUCUGGCUUUGAAGUGAUAAAGAAAAUCGAGGGGCUGAAGACCGACUCAGCCAGCAGACCUUAUGCUGACGUCCGAGUGAUUGACUGUGGACAGCUGAUUACAAAGUCUGCUAACGAUGUGCUUCGAAGCAAGAGGAGGAAAGUGUUCUACUCUGAGGAUGACUCUCAGAGUUCUUCAGAGACUACAUCCCAGGAUUCCUCCUUAGCAGAUUCUGGAGGGGAGUCUGGUGAAAAGUAUGCAUCUCGAAAGAGGAAAAGAAGCUCAAAGAGCAAGCAUUCAAAAAGGAAAAGAAAAGAGUCAGGGAAGAAAGUGAGACACACUGUUAAAACAGCAGGACAUGGAAGUCAUGUUGAAGGAGAGAUGGCAGAGGACGAUGAUGGUGAUAUUGAGCAGAAUGUGAAAAGGGAGAAGCCUGUGGUUCGACCAGAAGAGAUCCCACCCGUGCCAGAGAACCGUUUUCUUCUUCGCAGAGACAUGCCUACCCAGGAGGAGACAGUACAAAUGGCUGUACAGGAGACAGUUGUGGCACCAAAUGACCCCAAACCAGCUGUCACAAAAUCUGGACGUAAGAUUAAAGGCCGCGGAACUAUGAGGUAUCAUACGCCCCCUCGGUCAAAAUCCCGAUCCGAGUCGGAGGGUGAAAGAGGGAGCAGUGAAACUCCCCCACAUUGGAAAGAGGAAAUGCAGAGGACAAAGGCUUACCAGCCCCCCAGUGUGGAGAGAUGGAGUAAAGGAGAAAGAUGGGAUAACAGAAGUGACACCCCAAGGUCUAGAUCAAGAUCAAGAGAGUGUUCGUUAAGUGAGGCCUCUGUAUACUCCAGCCAGCAUAGAUCAAGAAAAGAAAAGAAGAAAACCAAAAGCAAGAAGAAAAACAAAAAACGAAAACACUCAAAGAAACAUAAAAAGAGCAAACCCAAGGAGACCUCCUUGUCUGAAGGAGAGAUGUCAAGCUCCUCAGGCAAGAGGUCAAAACACUCGAGCCGUACGGAAAAGAGACAUUCCCGGUCGCGCUCUCAUUCUCACUCCCAAUCUACUUCACGUCACUCCCACGUAUCGUAUCGAUCAGAGUCAGACAGGAGACGAUACUCAUCGUGCUCUUCUAGAGAUUCACAAUCUUAUUCGAGAUCCAGGAGCAGAUCUUAUUCCAGAAGUCGCACAAGGUCUGAGAGGCAUUUUAGGUCUUCCUUGAGGUCAAGUCAUAGUCGUUCAGGGCGGUCUAUUACACAUUCUAGGUCGCAGUCUCAUUCUCGAUCCAGAUACAGGACAAGGUCAAGAACCAGAUCAAAUUCUAGGUAUAAGUCAAAUACCCCACCACGUUCCAAGAAAAGAAAUGUUAUAUCCCCUCGAAAUUCAAAGCCUUCAGAAGGUGUUAUUACCAAAUUGGCCAAGCCAGUGCCUACAGCAGUUCAAGGUGUAGAACCUAAAGCCCCACCAGCUGUGUCCUCCGAAAGUGUCUCUGUAUUACCUAUGAGUGACAGUCCACCGCCCUCUCGAUGGAAACCAGGCCAGAAACCUUGGAAACCGUCCUAUUUCCGCAUUCAAGAGAUCAAUAAAAAGUCAAUCCCAGGUUCAAAAGCACUUAUCAGCCCAUUAACAAAUGCACCUCUGGAGACAAUGUCCUCUCUUAAGCCAGAUGCUGCCAUUAGUCAAAGGGUCCCCAGCAGCAGGAACAAUGUUGAUUCUGAUAGACUUCUGCAAAAGAGUUUGUCCAGGAGCAGGUCACCCAGUCGGUCAAGAAGCAGCAGUAAAUCACCAAGCCAUUAUGAAAGCAGAUCUUCCCUUAGUAGGUCAGAAUCAGGUUCAUACAAAAGAAGAUCCACUGAAAAGAAGAGAAAACAAUGUAGUUCUCAUAGAAAUAGCCAAAAGAAUGCAAAUUAUAGCAGUGGCCAUAAAGAUACAUCUCCCUUCUCUGAAGAUGGAUCAGAAAGUCCAUACAGUUCUAUCCACAGACACGGUGAUUCCUUGGUACAAAUAAAUAUGCUUGAUUCUCUGUCAGAUUUACAGACAGUGGGAAUGAAAGGCAAGAGCCCCAGUCAAAGGAAUGAACUGUUAGUGGACAAGAACAGUAAUUCUGGAUGGGAAAGUGAAGAAGAGAACUCAAGUAAGAUUAAUACUGCUGCCAAGCAUAACCAACUCUCUGUGAAGGAUAAAGGGAGCCUUAGUGAAAUGAAAAAGAUGCAGAUUUUGUCUCGCUGUUGGGAGUCUGAAAGUGAUUCUGAAAUGCCAGAUAAAAAGACAGUUGGUGAUCCCAAACAUGUGUCUGAAAAGGAGGAAGGAGAGGCUAGUUCAGAAUCUGAGUGUGAAGACCUUUUUAGGCCUUCAAACAAAUCAAACAGAGGUGCAGAAUUGUCUGAGGAAUUAAAAAUUAAUGAGGAACACCCUGACUCAAAAACCACGAAGCACAAGAACAAGAAAGCCAAGCGAAAACACAAGCACAAGAGGAGGAACUCUUCCAGGUCAGGAUCUCGCAGAUCCAAGAGCAAGAAAUCCAAGAAGCACCAAAAGCCAAAAGAGACAUUCCACUGGCAGCCUCCACUAGAGUUUGGCGAUGAAGGUGAAGAGGAUGAUUCAGUUGCUCAGGCACAAUAUGUAGACUUUGCAAAUCCUGAUGCUACUAACAGUGGUGCAAAAAGACGGGUAAAAACUGGAUCGGACAAGCCCCAUGGCACAGAGAAUCAGGAUAAAGGGACUCGAGAGUCAACUCAUUAUAAAUGUUCAACGGAGUCUCAAAAAGAUAUUGAUGAAAAUGAGAAGACUGAAAACCAAAAAUCAUUCCUAAGUAGCAACACAGAAAGAAUUCAAACUCAAAGCCAUCCAGAGGUCCAUGCAAAUCAUUCAGACACUAACUUGACAAAUAACCAAAAUAGACCACAAGAUAAAGUGGAGAUGUGUACUCUAGAGGACAUCCCAGUGACUGAGCAACAAGUGCCCAAAGUAAUUGGCUUUUCUCCACUGAAAAAUAUUUUGAAUAAUGGUAGUGCACUUGUUCCACCUCAACUAGAAAAAGCAAACUCUGUUAUGACUGAAUCUGCUUUAACUCAUGGCAGUCAGCCAGAGGAAACUGUACCUAGUGAUGCUUUUCUCCUAGCAGCUGAAAAUAAAUGGAAACCUUUGACAGGCAUAACUGCAAUGCAGGCUGUUAUUAAAAAACCUUUGACUAUUAAGAUAAACAAACAGCAAGAUCAGUUUGAAGGAAAGAGCCAAGGCCUCAAGAUUGAGAUCAAGAGCAAGAAUAGAGUCCGACCAGGAUCCCUCUUUGAUGAGGUGCGAAAGACGGCUCGGUUAAAUCAGAGAACCAGAAAUCAGGACAGUUCAAGUGAAGAGGACUCUAUUCCAGCAACAGGAGAAAGGGUUGGGUCCCAUAAUCAUUCUCGGGACAAGUCACGGUCUGUCUCCAGUCAUGGGUCCCACCACAGAAACAGGUCCAAUUCAUAUAGCCACUCCAGGAGCAGGUCCAGAAGCUACACUUACUCUUCCAGGAGCUACAGUAGGAGUCGAAGCAGAAGUAGAUAUAGUAAAGGCCACUCUCGUUCUAGAAGUAGCACCUACAGAAGUUAUCGUAGCCACACAUACAGUAGGAGUCGCUCUAGAAGUCGGUACAGAGGUCAUCACAGAUCAAGGUCUGACUCUUACGAUAGCUACACUAGCCGCAGUCGUAGUUGUAGUAGGAGACGAGGGCAUAGGAGAAGUGAGAGCUCUGACCGCAGGACCAGGUCAUUUCACUCAUACAGUCGCAGUUCCUCCAGGCGGCGAAGUCGCAGUCGAAGUAGUUGAUACAGCAGAGUUCGUAUUUCAGAGGACAUUAUAGCCUGUUAAUCAUACUAAUUGUACUUGAUAUGGUUUUCUGAAGGGUUGGCCUAGUUUAAGUUAUGUAUAGUAUAUACAUCAUUGUACAAUUUAUCAAGUACUGUAUAAUCCACCCACCUUUUUUUCCUGUUGCAUUUUUCUUGUAAGUCUAUCAUUGAAUGUACUUUUGUAACAAAAUAUGUCUAAAUAAGUAAACCUACUUUUCUGGUCUAUGUAGUAUACCUAACAAAGUUUGUGAGGAGCAUAAAAUCCUUCCAACUCUAACUCCAAGGUUAUAUACAAACAGCCAUUUACCUCACUCCCUUGUACAUGCGCUUGUGAAAUGUCAGUAAAUCAUGUUUGGAAGGGUUUUAACAAUACAGUUCUAAAAGAAGGCACCGGCAUCCUUUCAAGUCUAAGCAGUGUUUUAAGAUUUUUUUCUUUAAGUCAGAAGAAAUGCAUGAAAAUGGAGGACAUGCAAGGAAAGUUUUAGUUGUAGGCCAAUUUAAUGUUUUGUGUUUGAACGGUUGAUCUCAAAGCUUCUUUUUUUUAAAAGUUGUAUAUAAAACACCAUCAACAAAAAGGUAUGGUUGAUGAAUGUAUCUACAGAAUUGAAAUUUAAUAAACGAAACAUGCCAAUUUCAUUGUUUUUUGUAAG